This is a messenger RNA of Bombus pascuorum, 3309 nucleotides long. Its product is annotated as elongation factor-like GTPase 1. Lineage: Eukaryota; Metazoa; Arthropoda; Insecta; Hymenoptera; Apidae. Gene Ontology annotation, cellular component: cytosol; ribonucleoprotein complex. Gene Ontology annotation, molecular function: GTP binding; ribosome binding; GTPase activity. The record is from RefSeq and is a predicted model, not a curated record. Bases 66 to 3293 code for a protein of 1075 amino acids. Gene Ontology annotation, biological process: cytosolic ribosome assembly. The transcript has 5 exons.
GUGUUCGUAUCAUUUACACUUGCUUGUAAAUUAAUGAUAAUCGUAGAAUCGCAAUUAAUCGCAUAAUGCGGUUUAUCAGUGCGGAGAAAUUAAUAGAAAUUCAAAGGGAACCGGCUAAUAUACGAAACAUCUGUAUAUUAGCUCACGUAGAUCAUGGCAAAACCACUUUGGCAGACUCUCUGGUUGCUAGCAAUGGAAUCAUCUCUAAUAAACUUGCGGGUAAAUUACGAUAUUUGGACAGCCGUCCCGACGAGCAACUUCGAGGAAUUACGAUGAAAUCGAGCUGCAUAGCUCUUUAUCACAAGUAUAAUCAUCAAGAAUGUGCUAUCAAUUUAAUCGAUUCCCCGGGACACGUGGACUUUGCUUCCGAAGUGUCCACAGCCGUGAGACUAUGCGACGGUGCUAUUAUCGUUAUCGACGUGGUGGAAGGUGUGUGCCCACAAACGCGAAGCGUCUUGUCUACUUCUUACACAGAAGGUUUAAAACCAAUUUUACUAUUGAACAAAAUAGACAGAUUAAUUACAGAAAUGAAGUUGUCACCGUUGGAUGCUUACGUGCAUUUAACGCAGGUUUUAGAACAGGUGAACGCCGUAAUGGGAGAGCUAUUUGCCAGCGACGUAAUGGAGCGGGAAGAAAAGGAGGAGUUGAAAAAGGAAACGGUGGAGAGCAUGUUUGAGAGGAAUAUAGCGGAUUGGCAGUCCGUACUGGAAGAGAUAGACGACUCUACCUUAUAUUUCUCUCCGGAGCAAGGUAACGUCUUAUUUUGCAGCGCUACGGAUGGCUGGGGAUUCUCCGUUAAAGAAUUUGCCAAUAUAUUUUCGGCGAAAUUGGGCUUUAGCGAGAAAGUUCUAUCAAAGACGCUUUGGGGAGAUUAUUACGUAAACACCAAGACAAAGAGAAUAAUGAGAGGAGCUCAAGAGAAAGCGAAGAAGCCUCUGUUCGUUCAACUUAUAUUGGACAACCUUUGGGCUCUGUACGAAACGAUAACCGUUCGCAAGGAUAAAGACAAGGUAGCGUCGAUGGCUGAAAGAUUGGGUAUAAAAUUGACAAACAGGGAUUUGAAGCACACGGAUGCCAAGGCUCAAUUACAGGCGGUGUGUUCUCAAUGGCUACCUCUGGCCCGUGCGUGUCUCGACGCCGUAUGCGACAAAAUUCCAGCACCGCAUAAUUUAACUUCGGAAAAGGUAGAACGUUUGCUCAGCGGAAACAUCGAUUUCUCUACAUUGCCAGAGGAAACGCAACGAUUGAAAGAGACGUUUUUAGCCUGCGAUCCUUCUCCUCGUUCACCCGUCGUUGUAUUCGUUUCGAAAAUGUUUCCGGUAGAGAGGAACAUGUUACCGGAGAACAAACCAAAACCGUUGACCACCGAAGAGUUGGCCGAGCGAAGGGAAAUGGCACGAACGAAGCACGCGGAGAAAAUGACGAAGGAGCAACGAUCGACGGAGGAGGUUGGAGAAGCGCAACGGAACGCGAAUACCGGCAAGUUCGAUCCGAGUGACGGGAGCGGAGGAUCGAAAAGUAUCGUUUCAGUUUCCGAAGAAAUCAGCCAAGAAGAUGAACGUUCGCAGACCACGUUAAUAGCGUUCGCUCGAAUAUAUUCCGGAUGUCUGGAAGAAGGAAGUGUCGUGUACGUUCUAGGACCGAAACACGAUCCGCGUGAAAUAUUGAAAGGACCGAGGGAAGAAGCAGGCGAGUUAGUACCGAUAGACGAGGACGUGGCGUUGAAAAGCUCGAAGCACGUGACAAGAGUUACCAUACGAAAACUGUACCUUCUAAUGGGUAGAGAAUUAGAACCGACCAACAAAGUAUUUGCUGGUAACGUGUUUGGAAUCGGCGAUUUGGAGGAUCACGUAUUAAAAACGGCAACGCUUUCCACCACUGUCGCUUGUCCAUCUUUCUCGGAGUUGACUUCGCUCGGUGUACCGAUAAUGCGAGUGGCUCUGGAGCCGAAACAUCCGAACGAUUUGCAACUGUUGAUCAACGGGUUAAAAUUGCUUAAUCAGGCGGAUGCCUGUGCCAUCGUUCACAUUCAAGAGACUGGCGAGAUCGUAUUAAGCACCGCCGGAGAAGUGCAUUUGGAGAGAUGUUUGGAAGAUUUAAAGUUAUGUUACGCGAAAGUCGACGUAAACGUGUCGGAACCUAUCGUAUCGUUUAGAGAAACGGUCGUGCCUCCUCCAAAGGUCGAUAUGGUGAACGAAGCGAUCGAGAAGAAGGCCGAAAACGUUAGUUUCGCUUCUUGGACGGCGAAUCGACAGUGCUAUUUUGAGAUCGAUGCGAGACCUUUACCCGAGAAGGUAACCAAGAUUUUGGAAAAGAACGCCGAUUUAAUAAAGGCGUCCUAUCACCAUUAUGGUAAAUCGCGUUGUGAAAAAGAGGAGAAAGAAAUCGAAAGGAUUACGAUCGAUCGUGAAAUGGAAUCGUUACGCUCGAUGUCGGAGAGGGAGGAACGCGCGUUAGAAUCGUUGAGAAGCGAGUUGGCCAGUGCGUUUCGAGAAGCGGGGGAAAAAGACGCGUUAGACAAAAUAUGGUCGUUCGGGCCACGAAACUGCGGCCCUAACAUCCUGUUGAACGAAACCGAUUACAAGCAGAGGAAAUUUUGGCAGAGCCACUCAAAGUCUAUGGAUCCACGUGCUCCUUACGAGAGCAGCAUGGUCAAUGGUUUCCAACUAGCAACGCUCGCCGGACCUCUCUGCGAAGAGCCUAUGAUGGGCGUCUGUUUCGUCGUGAAAAAGUGGGAAAUUAAUAACGAAGAUUCAAUACAAAGCGAAAAUGGCAACCAGAAUCAAGGACACUUGGACGGCGGUCAUUUGAUGUCAGCAUGCAAGGAAGCUUGCCGUCGUGCGUUCAAUUCGAGACACCCUCGAUUAGUUACUCCGAUGUAUAGCUGCAGCGUCCUAGUCAAUUCGGACGUACUGGGAAAACUGUAUGCGGCAUUUGGAAAGAGACAAGGCCGUGUAAUUGCCGCGGAAAGUGCUCUCGGAUUCGGUGGACAGUUUCGCGUACUUGCGACUUUACCUGUGCCAGAGAGCUUUCAACUUGCCAGAGAACUGCGAACACAGACAUCCGGGCUGGCUAGUCCUCAACUGGUUUUCAGUCAUUGGGAGGUUAUCGAGCAAGAUCCUUAUUGGACGCCUUCCACGGACGAGGAGUACCUACACUUUGGUGACAAAGCAGAUAGCGAGAACAGAGCUAAAAAAUAUAUAGAUGCAGUCCGUCGACGUAAAGGUUUACCUGUGGAUUCUCAACUGGUUACGCACGCGGAAAAACAACGCACUCUAUCCAAGAAUAAAUAAUACUGAAUAAAUAAUA